Messenger RNA from Anopheles merus, 1020 nucleotides. RefSeq lists its product as uncharacterized. The coding region runs from base 1 to 1020 and encodes 339 amino acids. The record is from RefSeq and is a predicted model, not a curated record. The transcript has 3 exons. Gene Ontology annotation, molecular function: nucleic acid binding. Lineage: Eukaryota; Metazoa; Arthropoda; Insecta; Diptera; Culicidae.
AUGCACUGGCUGAACUCAUCACCGCGUCGCUGGAAACCAUUUGUGGCCAACAGGGUGGCACAAAUAAAGGAAGAAACGCGUAUCUCCAGCUGGCGUCAUGUUCCUGGAGUUGAUAACCCAGCGGAUGACAUCUCGCGCGGGCUGAAUCCGGAAGAAUUGGUGCAGUGUUCACGUUGGUGGCAUGGGCCGAGUUGGUUGUCCUACGGACAAGAGAAGUGGCCCCAUGAUCAACCGGCGAUGAAGGAAGGCGAGGUUGACAUCGAAGAGCGACUGGCAGUCUCCCACAUUGUCACUACAUCUACGAUGUGUGAUUUUAGCACUGUGAUACUGUUCGCCAAAUACUCAAGGGCAACCAAGGCAUCAUCGUGCAAGCGCGUUAAGACAAAGGCGGACAUCAAGACGUUGCUGCACUCCGUUCCACCGCUUACAGCAGUGGAGCUACAGCAAGCCGAGCUGCGUUUGUGGCAGGUAGCACAACAGGAGUCGUUCGCGGAAGAGCUGGUCGACCUACAACGAGGGAAGCAGGUUAGUGCGAGAUCGAAGCUGAAGUGGUUGUCCCGAUACAUCGACGCACAGGGUGUGUUACGUGUCGGUGGCCGGCUAGGUAAUGCCAACAUCCCGGAGGCAACGAAGCAUCCGACAGUCCUUGCAGCAUCACAUCGUCUGUCAGUGCUAUUGGCAGAAAGGGUCCAUCAGCAGGAGAUGCACGCCGGACCACAAGCAAUGUUAACCAUACUGCGGCAGAAGUUUUGGUUGAUUGGAGGCCGAAAUAUGGUAAAGCGUGUGUAUCACCAGUGCCACACUUGCUUUAGAAACAAGCCGACGUUGGUGAAACAGGCGGUAGCGGAUUUGCCUGAGUCGCGGGUAACACUAACGAGACCGUUUGCGGUGAGUGGGGUGGAUUAUUGCGGUCCGUUCUUGUUGAAGUCUACCAUCCGCAAUCGCAGUCCCACCAAGGCGUAUAUCGCAAUAUUCGUCUGCUUCGCGACCAGGGCAGUUCAUAUCGAACUGUUGUCCUAA